GAUAAUGUGUUUCAGCAUAGGUGGCAGCAGUGAUAAAUGAAGAUUUAGGCACUGGGAGACAAUUUGUCUAGAAACUGCUCUGCAGCAACAUUGGGAUCACAACACAACUUCUCUCCUAUGUAGUUCUCCUACCAAGCACUAGAUGUCACUGUGGCCGUUUUAUCCGGCAUCUCUAUGGCAUGGAGCCGACACAUGUCUCCUCACUCCCGGAAAUGUGGCUCUCUAUCCGGCAACUCUAUGGCAGGCUGACGAUGAAACCACACCGUGUGUGCGCAGAGAAUAACGCUGUGGAAGAGCAAAGAAAGCGCUGGGAACGGAAGAGAAACCGCACAGCGCAAGAGUUACUGAAGACAGAGCGCCGGUAUGUGGAGGAGCUGGAGCUAACGACCAAGUAUUAUGAUGAGGUAUUCCGAGCUCGGUGUGGAAAUCUUAAACUCGCCCGGGAAGGAAUCUGCGGCACCAUUCCGAGUAUAGUAAAGAUAAACAGGUCUCUCCUCAUUGCUCUGGAACACAACCUGGCUGGCUCAGGAUUUCAGACUUUCUCUCAAUAUCUCCACCUGUAUAAGACACACACAGAUUGCAUAGAGCCCACAAGACUUGCAGUACAGACACAGGCAAAGAAGAAUAAAUCUUUUGCUCGUUUCAAGAAGUUACAAGAAUCUCGUCCCGAAUUUCAUGGCCAGACCCUCGAGCAACUCCUGGAUCUUCCACUGCUCAGACUGUUUAAAUAUAAACAUUAUCUCCUGGACAUCGUGGAUAAUUCAUUUCCCGGAUGUGCAGACACCUUGCAGCUGAAUCGGGCUGCACAGGACAUCGCUGAGGUGUGUGAGUAUGCCGAAAACGUGAAACAACGCCAGGAAAAUGAUCAGCAGCUUCGGAGAGUCCAGAAAUUACUGAAAGGCCGCAGGGUCCGUAUUGCACGCCCAGGAAACUUCACACAGGCAGCGACAGUAACGCAGGGAGUGACGGUCUGCAGAGGUCUCAGCGAUUUCCUCAGAUACAACAAAACCUUUCCUCUACUAGAGCUCCAAAGAGACAGCAUGUGGACGCUCCAAUCCCAUAUGACUCCACAAUACUAGGAGACACUUCAGCCAAGAGACUGAAAACAGCAGAGUGCCAUGAAGAACGGAUAGAGCCGUCUCCACCUCCGCCCCCAGACGUGGAUGCUGGAUGGAAGUGUGUGGUCCUGUAAGAGAUCUUCGGAAUACAGAGGUGGCUUGUCCCUUAGUCCUCAUGCUCUCACAUUGGACGUGGAUGGGAGGGAAUGUUAGUAGACGUUCCCUGGAGUAUUGGACUGAGCUGGAGAGUUUUUUACCACAUAAUUAUUCUAAUAAAAUGAUGUAGUAUUUGAAUGUU
This is a messenger RNA of Pseudophryne corroboree (corroboree frog), 1356 nucleotides long. RefSeq names its product Rho guanine nucleotide exchange factor 39 (gene ARHGEF39). Gene Ontology annotation, biological process: positive regulation of cell migration. The coding region runs from base 180 to 1079 and encodes 299 amino acids. The record is from RefSeq and is a predicted model, not a curated record. The transcript is spliced from 10 exons. Lineage: Eukaryota; Metazoa; Chordata; Amphibia; Anura; Myobatrachidae. Gene Ontology annotation, molecular function: guanyl-nucleotide exchange factor activity. Gene Ontology annotation, cellular component: plasma membrane.